Molecule: messenger RNA, 996 nt
Organism: Diaporthe citri
Lineage: Eukaryota; Fungi; Ascomycota; Sordariomycetes; Diaporthales; Diaporthaceae
Exons: 3
Coding region: 1-996 (331 amino acids)
Biological process (GO): mRNA splicing, via spliceosome
Cellular component (GO): catalytic step 2 spliceosome; U2 snRNP; precatalytic spliceosome
Molecular function (GO): RNA binding
Source: RefSeq, a predicted model, not a curated record
AUGAACAAGAUACGAGCGAUCCAGGAGCUCAACAAGAGGGAGAUCGAGCAGGGAAUCUCCCCCAGCGCCUCCUGGCAUGUCGACUACCGCGACACGGCCUUCGUCUACUUCGGCGGGCUCCCCUACGAGCUCAGCGAGGGCGACGUCAUCACCAUCUUCUCGCAGUUCGGCGAGCCGACCUUCCUCAAGCUCGCCCGCGACAAGGAGACGGGCAAGUCGCGCGGCUUCGGCUGGCUCAAGUACGAGGACCAGCGCAGCACGGACCUCGCCGUGGACAACCUGGGCGGCGCGACCAUCAACGGCCGCAUGGUCAGCGUCGACCACGCGAGGUACAAGCCGCGGGACGACGAGGACGUGGACGAGUGCCGCGUCGACUGGGAGACGCUGCAGAGGCGGGAGAAGCUCGCCAAGGGCGGCGGCGGGGACGACGACACAGAUAUGGGCGAGGGGAGCGACGACGAGGCGGCCGCGAGGAAUCGGCAUCGGCCGAUGCUGAAGGAGGAGCGGGAGCUCAUGCUUCUGGAGCAGGACCACGACGACGACGACCCCAUGAAGGCCUUCCUGGUCGAGGAGAAGAAGAAGGAAGUCGAGGACGCGCUGCGCCGGGCAUCGAGGAAGAAGAGGGACGGCGGCGACAGGCACACUGGCCGGCAUCACCGGUCGCACAGGUCUCGGAGGGACGACAGCGAGGACGACGGAGACCAGCACAGGCGCAGGCGCAGGAGGCACGGCGAGGAAGACGAGGACCGCAGGGAGCGAUCGAGGCGCGACGAUGCCCUUAAUUUGAAGGAUGCGGACGAGGAUGACCACCGCCGCGAGAGGCGGCGCCGCGACUCACGGGAGCGCGAUGACAGGCGUGAUAGAGAUCGCGACGGCCGCGAAAGGAAGCGGGACCGCGACAGGGAACGCAUCGGACCUCCGACCGAGACCGAAGUCAUCGGCACAGAGAUAGGAGUAGAUCACCUUGAAGGCAACACGGAGAUGCAGUAUCAUUGA